Messenger RNA from Portunus trituberculatus (swimming crab), 1200 nucleotides. RefSeq lists its product as uncharacterized. Bases 470 to 1105 code for a protein of 211 amino acids. The transcript is spliced from 5 exons. NCBI's taxonomy places the organism in Eukaryota, Metazoa, Arthropoda, Malacostraca, Decapoda, Portunidae. The record is from RefSeq and is a predicted model, not a curated record.
UCAGAUUUUAUUGGGAAAAGAAAACAUAUACUUGAGCCUGUGCUUGAUAAGGGACGUUACUCUAUGGUGUUGUUGUUAAUGUUAGUGAUGUUGUUACUAAUCUAUCUGUUUAUAUUUUAUAUCAUAUCUAUUUUUGUUUGUCGCCAUUACAAGACCCGAUCAGUGAGUUGCCUCCUCAUCUCCGCCCCACACUCCGGUCCACAUCAGCCCAGCAAUUGUGUUGAGACGCGCGCCACGCUUCCAUUCAGAUGCGUUCCCCUUCCACACAGUCUAUAAUCAUUUGUCCUAAUUCUGUCAAGUCCAUUCCACGCUCUCUCUCUCUCUCUCUCUCUCUCUCUCUCUCUCUCUCUCUCUCUCUCUGAUCAGCUAGGGGGAUAUCACCACGUGCUGUCACAUUUGGGAUGAGUCAGUCCGUCAUCUGCCACCGUCACCAGUCCGUCGCCGCCAGCCACACCGCUGCAAGACCACUAUGAGUACAGUUGAACGGGUAACGAAAGAGCAUGAGGGGAUCGCUCCCUCUAGAGUGCCUCGCUUCGCCACAAUCAUCAACAGCGGCGGCUCCACUGUAUGGCGCCUCCCUCUGGCCAGCACCGUCAACGAUAUUCCGUUCGGCGAGGGCGUGUUCCUGUACGGCGGUCUGGGCAGCGUCACGGCCAUCACGCUCUUCACCAUCGCCCACGCCCUGCUCUUCAACAACACCACCACCCGCAGGAAGCGUGACCUCGCUUCAAUGAUGGAAGCAUCCCAAGAUGAUCCCGGCCUGCUGUCUUUGCUGGAGGGAAUGUACGCGCAUGGGGGCAGGUGGUGCGGUCUGAGACUCACGUGUGAGCUGGCAGCGAGGGAGGAACUCGACCUUGGUCCUGACGAGAAGCUGCUCUUUUCCUUCUUUAGAAAGGUGGCAGCUGCCCAGAAUCUGCACGUGUCUACUCAGCAAAUGCACCACGGCCAGGCCACGCAGCACGCCCUCCCUGCUGCAAGGCCCGCCCAGUGCCGUGACCUGGAUGGCAGGUGUCCUUACUCAGCUCGGGCCAUGAUGGAGGCUUACCGCACCGCCCAUGUCAAGCUGGAACAACGAGGAUAUUCCCACCUCAAGCCUAGCUACUGAGUCUACACACACACACACACACACACACACACACACACACACACACACACACACACACACACACACACACACACACACACACACACACACACACA